Molecule: messenger RNA, 6006 nt
Organism: Wyeomyia smithii (pitcher-plant mosquito)
Lineage: Eukaryota; Metazoa; Arthropoda; Insecta; Diptera; Culicidae
Gene: CASK
Product: peripheral plasma membrane protein CASK
Exons: 21
Coding region: 2354-5335 (993 amino acids)
Biological process (GO): regulation of neurotransmitter secretion; protein phosphorylation
Cellular component (GO): cell-cell junction; plasma membrane
Molecular function (GO): protein kinase activity; ATP binding; signaling receptor binding
Source: RefSeq, a predicted model, not a curated record
GUGUUGUUAUUCCCGUUGGAAGGUUUCGUGAUCCAGUUCGAUAGUGGAGGAUUCUUACUAGAUUCCGGGUGGCUUUUCCGUGCAGGCUGGGCGUAGUGCGGAAGAUUUAUUCUGAUCCUGUGCGAAAAAGAUAACAAAAGUAAACGCCAAGUGGUUGUUUGUAUUCGAGUGAAACCGCAAGUUUCAGCUUUUAUUUUUCUUGUUUCUUUUUUGGUGUUGUAUAUUUACGUUCGGCAGAGGUUACUAGUGGUAUGUUGAUGAUACUGAUGAUGUUUCUGGCGUAGAAGAACGUGCGGGUUUGGGAAAAAUGUGAGUGCCACUCCCUUCGCGGUUGAGCAGGAUUAGAUGGGAAAUGAGUGAACGAGUGCUGCUCGGUCGUCGUCUGGUGGCUCGUUGAUGGAUUCUGACUGGACUACGCGCGGUGAGAGGCUACAAGAGGAAUCUUUGCUAGAGGAGAUUUGGUAGCAGAUAGCCAGCUUCUUCCUGCGAAUCAGUGCGGUUUCCUUCGGUGCGUUUGGGAUGCGUGUGCUUUUACUUUGGCGUGUGAAAGUGUAAAAUUUCGUUCUGAUUAUUUUGCGGCUACCUUGUGCUGACUGACUGGAAAAGGUCACACAGUAAUUUUUGCUUCCCGCUUUGUCCACCGCUCUCCGGAAAAGUUUGCCUGGGCGUUUCAGCCAUGGUUGGAUAUUGAAAAGUUGUUUUGCAUAACUGAUUAUUGUGUUUGAAUAGUGCUUGCGAACCUUCGAUAGUGUAAUGCAAAGAAAGCUCUUAUCACGGUAGCCUUGGAUUGUAGCUCGGCUGGUGAUUUUUCCAGGGUCGAAAUUGAAAAGUUGUGAAGGAAAAAAACGCCCCACCCUCCAGUCUACCCAGGACGGUGCAUGGAUGCUGAACAAGAGAUUCUACAGUGAAGUGUGAUUUGAUUCGAAAGUAAACUCCUGCUGGUAGCUGCUAGUACAAUUUUUUCACUGUUUCCGCUACUGGGUUAGCUGUAAUUAAUUUGUUGGACAUUGACAGUAGUUAGUACAAAAUUUGACAGAAGCAAGAUUGUACUCCACCGUAGAGUGUUCUUUCGUGCACGUGUGUUUGUGAGGGGAAAGAAAAGCGUCACCGUGGUGGUAAGACGGUCGGAAAAACCACCCCCUCGCAGCAGCAGGACACUCAAGGAAGCUCCCCUGCGCCGUGAGUGCCGCCGAGGUGAGGGUUCUCAUUCGCAAGUAAACAAUUCGAGAGCGCAUACACGCGCACGUGCUGCGAAACAACACAGUACAAGCUGUAAAGGUGAAUUAUUCCGGCGUUUCGUCCGUUGUUUGCUGGUGUUAGUCCUGUGAGUACCGCUACCAGCUUAACUGCACUCAUUCGGUGGACGUCAAACGUCGGCAUCCCGACCACAGCAGGAUCAGGAAGCUGUGGCAUCCGUAGACUAGGCCGAGUUGUUUCAUCGGGUCCUAAAUUUCUCGGUCAGUGUUACAGGAGAAUCCAUAUCGAGCAGACACACCGGCUCCAGCGCCUGUUUUCCAGGUGUGUCGGUGUGGUAAACCCACUCUGCUGCAGCACCUGCUGGACAAAGAGGAUACCUCCCAUCCUAGCCUCCAGCGCAGUUCGGGCGAAGAUCACCUGCGGGAUAGCCAAACCGGAACCGGUAGCGCCAUCUGUGUAAGUACGCGGUAGGAUAGGACUGGCGGCGGCCGCGUGCGUGACUUGAAUUAUCUCGCGUGUGUUGAAAUUGUUUUUUGUUUUUUCACUAUUUGUUCCCGUUUUUUUUCGCUCCGCGCUGGCCGGUGGUGAUUUAUUUACGCUGGAAAAAUUUGUUUACUUUCGCUUUGCCGAACUGAAACGUGUGUGAAGCUGGGAAUCAGCAAAAAUCGGUAAUAAAAUAUGCUUUACUGGCACUGAACGUGUUUCUGAUUUCUGAUGGAUUUUGCUUGGAUUGCGCGAAUGCCGCCGAAUUCGUGAAUUAAACCAAAGGUGACGCAACGUGAAGAUUGAUUUGCUUAGUGUGAGAAGAACCGGAAAACGUUACGAAAAUCGGCCGGGUGGUCACCGUUUAGUGUGAAUCAGCGUGGGAUUGAUGACUAUUUAUAGGCGUGCAUACGAAUAACAAUGAACAUUAUCUAAAUUCGAGUGAACGCGCAGUGCACCGUAGAAGUGAUAAGGAAUUUGGAGCAGAUACAAUAGUGCUGGAGGAAGGGUGUUGAGUGGGAAAGAGGAAGAUAAAAAGAGUGACGAGAACCUAAUUAAAAAUACAAGUAAAACCGCAAAAAAGAAGGAGAAAACGCAGUGACAUAACCCAUAUAGAAAAAAAAAACUAAACACAUUGAAUUGAUAAGGCUUGUGAGCCAAAGAUACUUUUACCAUGGCUGACGACGAAAUUCUAUUCGAUGACGUCUACGAGCUGUGCGAGGUGAUUGGAAGGGGUCCCUUUUCGAUCGUUCGUCGGUGCAUCCACCGGGAGUCCAACCAGCAGUUUGCAGUGAAGAUUGUGGACGUUGCAAAAUUCACCGCCAGUCCAGGUCUCAGCACAUCUGAUCUGAAACGAGAAGCAACAAUAUGUCACAUGCUGAAACAUCCGCAUAUUGUCGAGCUGCUGGAAACGUACAGCUCCGAAGGCAUGCUCUAUAUGGUUUUCGAAUUCAUGGAAGGAUCAGACAUCUGUUUUGAAGUGGUCAGACGUGCUGUGGCCGGAUUCGUGUACAGCGAAGCAGUGGCGUGCCAUUACAUGCGCCAGAUCCUGGAAGCGCUUCGCUACUGCCACGAGAACGAUAUCAUCCAUCGGGACGUCCGGCCGGCGUGUGCUCUGCUUGCGACCGCAGACAACUCGGCCCCGGUUAAACUGGGUGGUUUCGGAUCGGCUGUUCAGCUUCCGAACGGACGUGAAUCGGUGGAGACGCACGAACCGCAUCGCUCCUACUUGAGUCCCCGAGGAAAGCUCUAUCUAAAGUCCGACGGCGAGGGUCGAGUCGGCUGUCCUCACUACAUCGCGCCGGAGGUGGUGACGAGACGAAUCUACGGAAAAGCUUGCGAUGUUUGGGGUGCCGGUGUGAUGCUGCAUGUCCUGCUGUCGGGACGGUUGCCCUUCCAAGGUUCCGGCAAGCGAUUGCAGGAGGCGAUCGCUCGUGGCCGCAUUAUGCUUGACACACCGGAAUGGAAACACGUUUCUUCCACCGCUAAGGACCUGGUGCUAAAGAUGCUCGCAGCGAAUCCCAUCAAUAGGCCCACUAUCUCGGAGAUUCUGGACCAUCCCUGGAUGAGGGACCGUGAUAAACUUCAACGGACCCAUCUGGGAGACACGGUGGAAGAGCUGAAGCGUUACAAUGCCCGCCGCAAGCUGAAGGGUGCGGUGCAAGCGGUCGCCGGUGGGGUUGCCCUGGAUCCACUUUGCUGCGCCGAUACCGAUUCAAUGGCGAUCGGGACCGCAUCCGAGAGCCUGAACGAGUGGGCCGACGAAGAAGCUGGCCUGGAGGCGAUUCAGAAAAUUCUCGACUCGCUGGACGAUAUCAUCGCCCUGCAGGAUGCGCACUGCGAUCCGGAAGUGCUGGCCAGUAUGCUGCGUGAUGUCAAACUGCACGAGCUAUUGCAGUUAUACGAUAGAGUUAGUAGUUCUGUUAUUAACCCGUCCCGGGCCCCACCCGGGGAUGCCAUCAGUCGCUGCCGGGACGUCAUCGAUGCCGUCAGUUCCGCCCCGAGCCAUAAGUACGGCCGGGAGAAAGCCGAGCUUAUCAACCUGCUCGGAUCGUCACACAUACAGGCUCUAUUACACACGCAUGACGUGGUAGCUAGAGAAGUAUACGGCGAGGAAGCACUACGGGUAACACCACCACCGAUCGCACCAUACCUGAAUGGAGGCAACGACGAGAUCGACAACGGUGACGCCGCCGACCUGCAGCACGUCACACGCGUCCGGCUGGUGCAGUUCCAGAAGAACACCGACGAACCGAUGGGCAUAACGCUGAAAAUGACCGAAGAUGGCCGCUGCAUCGUCGCCCGGAUCAUGCACGGUGGCAUGAUCCACCGCCAGGCGACGCUGCACGUGGGCGACGAAAUCCGCGAGAUAAACGGCCAACCGGUGCAGCACCAGACCGUCAGUCAAUUACAGCGGAUGCUGCGGGAGGCGCGUGGUUCCGUAACGUUUAAGAUAGUUCCUUCAUAUAGAAGUGCCCCACCACCGGUAGAGCUAUUCAGGAUAAGACCGGCGCCUGUUUUAGUUGAUCAGAUUUUCGUUCGUGCCCAAUUCGACUACGACCCGCUCGAUGAUGAGCUGAUUCCGUGCGCCCAGGCUGGGAUAGCUUUCCGCGUUGGUGACAUACUGCAGAUUAUAAGCAAAGACGACCAUCACUGGUGGCAGGCUCGUCACGAUGCCGCCGGUGGUUCGGCCGGAUUAAUACCCUCGCCAGAGCUACAGGAAUGGCGCAUCGCCUGCCAGUCGGCGGACAAAACUCACAAGGAACAAGACGCACUAGCCACUGUUCCCGAUUCGUUGUUAAUGCCAUUUCUUGCGAAAAUACACACUAACCUAAAACAACGCCGUUCCGAACUCGACUCACUUUCAUGUCCGCGCAAAUGUCCACACAUAGGCGAGGUAGGGCCCGGUUGCUCGGCGCACGCAGAAGGAUGUGACGGAUCUACAGCAGUUAAUUGCUCAAUAUUUAGCCGCAAAAAGAAGCAGUGCCGGGACAAGUACCUAGCCAAGCACAAUGCCGUCUUCGAUCAGCUGGAUCUGGUGACCUACGAGGAGGUCGUUAAGGUUCCAGUAGGUGAUCCGGCCUUCCAGCGAAGAACUCUGGUGCUACUUGGAGCGCACGGUGUCGGUAGACGUCAUAUCAAAAAUACCCUCAUAGCUAAGUACCCGGACAAAUACGCUUAUCCAAUACCACACACCACCAGACCGCCACGGCCGGACGAGGAAAACGGCCGCAGUUACUAUUUCAUAUCACACGACGAAAUGAUGGCGGACAUCGCGGCCAACGAGUACCUCGAGUAUGGCACCCACGAGGACGCCAUGUACGGUACCAAGCUGGAGACGAUCCGGCGGAUCCACGGCGACGGCAAGAUGGCGAUCCUGGAUGUCGAACCACAGGCCUUAAAAAUACUGCGCACAGCCGAAUUCACACCGUACGUUGUGUUCAUCGCUGCCCCGCUGCUGCAGAAUAUUGCUGAUUACGACGGCAGCCUGGAGCGCUUGGCCAAGGAGUCGGAUAUGCUGCGCCAGGCCUACGGGCAUUUCUUCGAUCUGACAAUCGUGAACAACGAUAUCGGCGAAACGAUAGCGACGCUGGAGAACGCAAUCGACAAGGUGCAUUCUACGGCCCAGUGGGUGCCGGUGUCCUGGUUGUACUGACAAGAUAGUGAGCUAGAAUGUCCGGCAUGCCUAGAGGAGGAGUGCGACUGCGAUUGUGACUGUGAGCUAGACCUUAAGUAAGUAAGUAAAAUGAUAGGCGUCGUGACCAACCAAAGCAAAAUAUAAGAAUAAACACAAAAAAAAAACAGAGCAAUAACAACUGCAGCAGCACCAGCGUCAACCAACAAAUUGGUACUUGAGAGCUCAGUAGAUAAGACACCACGACAACCCUAACCUGCAAAAGAAAGAAAUAAGAAACAAAAUCUCUCACACACACAAACACAAUCACACAGGAAACUACUUAUCUAACCGUUGUUUGAAGAAGACAAAAAAAGCAGCAUUAAUAUAAAGUCCAAGUCGAACCACAGUUUACGCACUGUUAUGAAAAAUGACAUUAUUGAAGUCGCAAAUAUGUUUGUAUGUUCAAGUGUUUCGAAGAAGAAAAAAAAAGACGAGUUAUUAUUUUAACCAAUUGCUAGUUUGGAUACGAUAAAUGGCUGAUUUUAUAUUGAACCACGUGUUAAAAGAAGUUUGAGAACAAAAACAAACAAUCAUCUAUUCCUAACUAUUCCCAUUGAAGAGUCAUCAUUUUAUCGAAUCACACCUCAUUUGUGUUUAUUGUCACUUUCGAUGAAGUAGAGAAAGUAAUAAAAAAAAACAAAUAAACAAAA